Rhinolophus ferrumequinum (greater horseshoe bat) is the source of this 2849-nucleotide messenger RNA. It is a transcript of the gene IER2, whose product is annotated as immediate early response 2. The record is from RefSeq and is a predicted model, not a curated record. NCBI's taxonomy places the organism in Eukaryota, Metazoa, Chordata, Mammalia, Chiroptera, Rhinolophidae. Bases 1206 to 1880 code for a protein of 224 amino acids. The transcript has a single exon.
ACUGCAUGGGGCCAUGCAAACAAUUUCGCAUUUUUUUUUUGGAGGAACUUGAAAUAGGAUUUCUCGGAACGAUAGCUCGUAGUGGAGGGUGAAGCCUAUGUUUUCUAUAUGCUCUAUCUCUGCUUUGCUGUUUUCAGCUCCUACCCCAGCCGCGCCUCCUGGGUUGCAGAGGCGGAGCACGGCCGCGUCGUUCAGGGGGCGGCAGCCGCGUGUUCACCCGGACUUUCGUGCGGCCGGGUCCUCCGCCUUGCGAGCGCCAAGCCCACCCGUGGAGCUUGUGCCGAAAGAAACGGGGAAUGAUCAGUGUGCGGAGUGUAGAGAUGGCAGCCCAGGCUGCGUUCGUGUCUACAGACGUCCGCCGUCCGUGGAAAGGGCAGCUUUGCCCCUGGAGUCAGCCAUCGUUGUCCACUUCUUUAUUACCUACAGAGAAGGGGAGUGAAGAGGCCUGGCGGACGCUAGAGAAUGAGCUGAAGGCCCCAGUGGCUCCCUUUCACCGCCAUAGCCCAUUUAUUCAUUUAGCAAAUAUUGGACGAGUCACUCUGCCUCGGUUUCCCCACGUGAAGAAAUCAGGUAUAACUACCCUCAGCGGAGUGGAGGGUAUCAAUGAGAUAUUUAUGAAAGGAAAGCCUUUAACAGCUUCUGGCACGUAGUAACCGCUUAAUAAGCGUUGGCAUCGUUAUUGAUUCGAAAAACACAGACGCCUGGAACUGUGCCCACGGGGAUGUAUGUCUGGAACCCGUGUCUUGCUGGGUGCUAAGGGAAACUGGCCACCUAUGACCUACUGGGGCCUGCGAACUCGAGUAAGUGGGUGGGAUUUACUCCCCGGGGCCUGCACGCGGGCGCAUUGGGGUGGGGACUGAGAAAGUAGACCACCCCAAGAGCUCCUUGGGAACUGGGGAACGCCCCCUCCUUUUCAGGUUUCUCGUUCCUUUCCUCCGCCGGGUAAAUUCCACCCUGUGACUUUAAGGCGUCUCUGGCCCCGGCGCUGUGGAAAGCCCGGAUGCCGCGCUCUGAUUGGGCGGGGCGUCUCCGUGACGUUACUCCGAGUACAAAAGGGUCCGGGUAGCGGGUCCCCGGGCUUAGCGUCGUAGCAGCGUUACGGCGGCGUAGUUUGGUGUGCAGAGAGAGGCGUGCGUGAGCGCGUAGGCUGUAGUGCACCUGUUCCCUGUACUGAGAGUCCCCGCCGCCCUCGCCGUCGAGUCGCCAUGGAGGUGCAGAAGGAAGCGCAACGCAUCAUGACCCUGUCGGUGUGGAAGAUGUACCAUUCGCGCAUGCAGCGCGGGGGCCUGCGGCUGCACCGAAGUCUGCAGCUGUCGCUGGUCAUGCGCAGCGCCCGGGAGCUCUACCUCUCCGCCAAAGUGGAAGCCCACGAGCAGACCGAGGUGCCCUCGCUGCCCGCCCGCUCCCCAGAUCCUCGCCUGCACCCGCUACGGGAAGCUCAAGCCGCAGCCGAGGCAGCGUCCCCCGACGGUGAGCAGCCCUGCUCGGAGCCCAUGGACACGCAGGAGGCGCCAAGAGCCGAGGAAACUCCUGCCCGCUGUACCCCGCACCCUGCCAAAGUCAGCCGCAAGCGGCGGAGCAGCAGCCUGAGCGACGGCGGGGACGCCGGACUGGUUCCGAGCAAGAAAGCCCGUCUAGAAGAGGAAGCGGAGGAAGGGGCGUCUUCGGAGGUCCCCGAUCGUCUGCAGCCCCCUCCCGCGCAAGCGGAGGGCGCCUUCCCCAACCUGGCGCGUGUCCUACAGAGGCGCUUCUCAGGCCUUCUGAACUGCAGCCCCGCCGCCUCCCCGACGGUGUCACCACCAGCGUGUGAGGGGAAGCCGGCCUGUCGUCCGGCGGACAAUAUGCUAAACGUGCUUGUGCGGGCUGUGGUGGCCUUUUGAGGGGCCCCAAGCGGCGCUGCCGGAGCCCAGUGCGCCGGCCGAACCGUCAGCCAGAAUUCGCAGACCCGAGGUCAGGCUACCCCCGCGGGAGCGCCCGCGGAAACGGUGGAGAGGAGCCGCCGCCCAGGCUGCUGAAAGGCCGGGAGAGGGACUCUGCCGCCGGGGAGCCGUCGCCACCCGUGUGCCGCGGCGGCGCCGAAGUGCCUGAGCCGGGGGCGCGGGCGCCUUCUGCCGAGACCUGCCGCGCCCAUAGGUGCUGUCUUAACCGACAGGGACGUGGCCUUUCCGUCUCCUUCUGGGACUGGGAGAGGGAGGCUUGGUUCUUGGAACUCCUCAGGGUCGGACUUUUUUUUUUACUGGGGCUGUGCCGCCCUUUCAAGGUUUUUCUAUAGUUGAUGUUCACGUUCCCAACUCAGCAUUCCAGGCAGUCGUCCCCCUCCGGUGACAUACUUAUGCAAGCGAUCAUCGUUGCGUCAUGGGGCAGUCGUGGGUAGCUUCCUGUUGCCUUGCGUGGGUGUGGGGCCUGGGAGGAGGUCCUGGGGUGUGGACCGCGGUGGGGAAUGGGAGGAGGGCGGCCUGAGUCACUUCGCCCCCGCAUCCUGCGCCCCUGCGCCUUCUUUUGGGGCGGGGGGAGCUGAUCUGAUUUCAGGUUAAAAUUGUUCUCAUUUGGUGUGUUCGAGGACGGGAUGAUGUUCACAGUCUCCAGCGUGACCCUCCCUCAGACACAGACACAAUCAAACCACAAUCUUGGUCUGAAUCACAAAACUGGGGGGAGGGGAUGUGCAGAGCGCUGUGAGGCUGAGCUGGGGCCAGUGGCUGGUGAGGAUGGGCCAAUUUGGGGAGGGGUAGAUUAUAGCCAGGACGUUCUAAGGGACUGUUUAUUUAUUCUGGUGGAUUCUGUUUAACUCCGUCUAUCUGGACUUUUGCUAGAGACGCCAGAUAGGAAAAUAAAGACCAUCUGAAUAAAAA